AUGCGCAUCCAGCGGAACCAGCAUUCGCAAGACCCGGCAGGCCAGUUCCGCGGUCAAGCGCAACUCGCAGAGCCUGAGUUCCCAGAUGAUAUAAUGGAGGAUAUAUCACUUCCAGAGGCGGCCGCUCCUUCACAGCUGCGUCCGAAACCCAACCGCAUCGAUACCGCUGUACGGACUCCGUCGAUCUCCACGAAUGGGACACCUUUCUUGGAUCCUUCGUCUGCGACGUACGAUAAACCUCGCAGUGCCUCCCUUGCUCCCAGUCCACGCACAGCUGCAAUGCCAUCCCCCAGUGGACCAGUCCCUCGAAAAUCAGAUCCCAGGGCUGCGUCUAAUCGGAAACGACCCAGUUUGAGUUCCACCCAGGCCAGCCCACAGUUGCGGCCCAAGAUUAGUCCCAGCAUCCAGCCACUUAUGAAAGGCAACGAGGGCAUGUCACAAGAUGCGCUUUACCUUGCAUCAAAGUCCAACUACCAACACAUUCUCGACGGCACUCUGCCAUCGGGUGUGAGCUAUCCAGAGGCUCUGGCAGAGAAUUUGAGCUCCAAACGCACGAAUCACAAGCUCGCAGAGCAGGGACGCCGGAAUCGAAUCAACAAUGCGCUCAAGGAGAUUGAGCUCCUCAUACCGCAGGAGUUCAUUGAUGUCCGCAACGCCAAGGAAGCCGCAGAAUCCGGAGGCAAGGUCAACGAGAAGGAAAAAGAGAAAGAAAAGGCCAACCAGGCCAUCAGCAAGGCCACCGCCGUGGAGAUGGCCAUUGAUUACAUCAAGGCCCUGAAGAUGACCCUGGACGCAACCACUGCCAAGUUGGCUGCCGCCGAGGCCAAGCUGUCGGGCGAGCCCUCCAAGGAGAGCUGCAAGGAGAGCUCAACCUCAACUUCCACUGCUCAAUCUGAGAAGACCCCGAACGGUAUUGCCAAAUCGGAGACGAAGAGCUUGGCAUGA
This is a messenger RNA of Penicillium samsonianum, 945 nucleotides long. RefSeq names its product basic helix-loop-helix domain-containing protein. NCBI's taxonomy places the organism in Eukaryota, Fungi, Ascomycota, Eurotiomycetes, Eurotiales, Aspergillaceae. Gene Ontology annotation, molecular function: protein dimerization activity. The transcript has 2 exons. The coding region runs from base 1 to 945 and encodes 314 amino acids. The record is from RefSeq and is a predicted model, not a curated record.